UGUUCAGCUACCCAAGGGAGGAAGGAAUGGAGCCUGUGAACAAGCUUGCUUUGAGAUUCAAGACAAGGAGUUUUUCGAGCUUGGCGAGGAACGACGGAAUGCAAGGAUGAGGUACCCCAAGCUGAUCCAGCGUUUGCAGUGUGGAUAAAAGCUGAGCAAGCGACGAUAGCAAUGGUCAACUUCAUCAUUGAACGUUUGUGGUUUCAAUUCUUACUUUUGGAGCAGUAAAGCCCGCCACAGCAUUCAAGGUCGAGAUAGCCACUGACACUGCUGCAAGGGUGCGCUUUGCAUCAAACGGGAAGAUCAAGAUGUAUGGCAAGCUUUCGAGAGUCAAGGAUGCUCGGCAAGUUUUCGAUCGCAUGUGUGACAAGGACUCGCUGUCUUGGUUCUUGAUGCUAGCUGUGUAUGCCCAAAAUGGUCAUAUGGAAGAGGCCAAGCUGAUGUUUUCCCAAAUGCCGGAGAGGAGUUUGAUUUCUUUCAACAUGAUGAUAUCUUCGCUUGGUCGGUGUGGAUGUGUACAAGAAGCUUACAAAAUCUUUAACAACAUGCCUCACAGGGAUUUAGUGUCUUGGAACGCCGUGAUCUCUGCAUAUGGCCAAAAUGGGUAUAUCAACGAGACGGUUCAGGUGUUUGAUGCCAUGCCCGAGAGAGAUAUGAUCUCUUGGACGGUUGUUUUAACGUUGCAUGCGAAUAAUAGAAAUUUGGAAGAAGCUAAGAACAUCUUUGAGAAAAUGCCAGAAAGAGAUCUAGCUGCUUGGAACUGUAUGCUGAAUGCAUAUUCCCAAAGCGGGUAUCCGCAGGAGGCAAGGCGUGUGUUUUAUUCUAUGCCUCAGAGAAGUCUCAUUUCCUGGACUGUGAUGUUAAACCUCUCUGCCGUAAAUUCUAGUUUACAAGAAACAAAGAACAUAUUCGAAGCCAUUCCAGAAAAUAAUCUAGUUUCGUGUACGUCAAUGAUUUCUGCAUAUGCCCAAUCAGGGUAUCACUUGGAAGCUAAAUCACUAUUUGAUAGAAUGCCAUGCUGGAACUUGGUAACAUGGACCGCAAUGCUGGCAGCAUGUGUGCGCGCUGGCAGCAUCUUCAUGGCCGAGGACAUCUUUAAAAAAAUGCCAUUCAAGAAUCCAGUCGCAUGCAACGCCAUGCUAGCCGGAUAUGCCCACGCUGGCAAAGUUGAGCAGGCAAAGUGUAUAUUUGACAAAAUGCCAUGUUGGAGUUUAGUAUCGUGGAGUUCACUGCUGUAUGUCUACGCAGGAUCAAGAGAUAUGGACUUGACACGACGAUUUUUCGAUAAAAUGCCAUACCAGCAGCUAGUUUCCUGGAACACCAUGCUUGAUGCUUAUGCCCAAAACAGGUAUAUGGCAGAAGCAAGGGUCAUGUUCAAUGCAAUGGUGGAGAAGGACGUAAUUUCUUGGACUAUAAUGCUUGCUGGCUAUGGCCUUAGUGGCCAGAGUUCACUUGCAAGAAAAACUUUUGCCCAGAUGCCAGGGAAGAAUGAAGUUUCUUGGGAUGCAAUGCUCAGUGCAUGCACCCAAGCAGGGGAUUCGAUUUCUGUGUUUGAAUUGUUUCACACUAUGCAGAUGGCCGGCAUUUACAACCAAGUUGGAUUUGUCUCCGCUCUCAAUGCUCACGGCCAAGUUGGCAGUGUUAAAUGUGCUAGAAGUUGCUUUGUUUCGAUGGCUUUUGACUGUGGCAUUCAGCCAUGUCACCAGCAUUACUCCUGCAUAAUCGAUGGCUUGGCAAGAGCUGGUUACAUUGACAAUGCAAGAGAACUCAUCGGAAACAUGCCAUUUGUUCCCACUUCUUUGGAUUGGCUGUGCCUUUUAGCUGCAUGUCGGAGCCUCGAGUGUGGAACCUGCGUAUCAAAAUGGGUGUCUGGAAUUGCGAGCAGCAGAGCUAUGUAUUCUCUCCUGGCAAAUGUAUGGGCUUGGCAUUGAUAGAAUCUAAGGAAAAAAUAAACUGCUGCCUGGAUUAUGUUGUCAAAUUGCUCGAGAAUUUAAGACUAGAAGGACCAAUUGCGUUUCAUGCUUGAUAAAUUCAAAUAUUGACAAAA
This is a messenger RNA of Selaginella moellendorffii, 2047 nucleotides long. RefSeq names its product pentatricopeptide repeat-containing protein At4g02750-like. The transcript is spliced from 3 exons. The record is from RefSeq and is a predicted model, not a curated record. NCBI's taxonomy places the organism in Eukaryota, Viridiplantae, Streptophyta, Lycopodiopsida, Selaginellales, Selaginellaceae. Gene Ontology annotation, molecular function: protein binding. The coding region runs from base 309 to 1931 and encodes 540 amino acids.